Homarus americanus (American lobster) is the source of this 995-nucleotide messenger RNA. RefSeq lists its product as uncharacterized. Bases 19 to 699 code for a protein of 226 amino acids. Gene Ontology annotation, cellular component: extracellular region. The transcript has 2 exons. NCBI's taxonomy places the organism in Eukaryota, Metazoa, Arthropoda, Malacostraca, Decapoda, Nephropidae. Gene Ontology annotation, molecular function: growth factor activity; Toll binding. The record is from RefSeq and is a predicted model, not a curated record. Gene Ontology annotation, biological process: regulation of Toll signaling pathway; central nervous system formation; innate immune response.
AGUAGUGAAGAUACAACCAUGAGGGGCGUCACAUGUGUGGUGGUGCUGUUGGCGGAGAUCAUGGUGGCUCUUGCUGACCAGAACCCCUACCACCCCCCGACCUACCACCAACCAUCACCCUCCUACCUCCACCAACCUUCCUACCACCCGACAUCCUACCACCCUCACCCCACCCACAACCACCAAGAGCCCGAAGUCCCCGUCUGCGCCUCUGCCACCAACGCCACCUGGUGCCUCGAAGACGAUAAUUACCCUGAAUACGAGAUCAAGCAAGCAGUCGACUACCACUACCAGAAGGUCCUUGAUCUCUAUACUGACGUGGCUGACCUCGACACGAAACUCUCCGUAGAACGACCGGACACCCUUCAGGAGGAGACUUACCUCUGUCCUUCAGAAACUUCCUACGUUAAGCCCCUUCGGGCGCAGAACAGCAUUGGAAAAUGGCGGAUCAUCGUCAACGAUAUUGAAGUGCAUUACGAAACUCUAACACAAACUACCCGAAUAGAGCAGUGUUUAACAUCGGGAAAUUAUUGUCCCAAAGUACCCGUGUGUUACGAGUCCAAGUGUCUGCAGAAGUCCAUCUACCACCGCUUCCUCGUCUACGACCCCUAUGAUCAGUACUUCCCCUUCGCCAUCGAAACCUUCAAGCUGCCCGCUAGCUGUGCCUGUCUGCUGGGUGCCUACACCAUCGACCACUAAGGCCAACCCAUCCUCACUGUCUCAACAAACAACAGAAACUAAGAAUUAAGCCCAAAAAUGGCACUGUGAAUAAUAGUCUUGCAGACUGUGAAGUCUAGGAGCACGAGGGUGGUUCCCUGUGGCGCUAGAAGCCACUCUACUUGGCUGGCCUCAACAAGGCGGUACGUGAAGAAAGCAGUUCUCUAGUCAUCUCGCUGUGAUCACUUUUUAUCUAUUUUCUCUUACGACUCUAUAGCAAACAAUGUGAAUGUUAAUACUGUAUUUUAUAUUUAAGUAUCAAUGAAAAGUUAAAAAGU